Colletotrichum higginsianum IMI 349063 is the source of this 441-nucleotide messenger RNA. Its product is annotated as Ycii-related domain protein. The transcript is spliced from 4 exons. Bases 1 to 441 code for a protein of 146 amino acids. The record is from RefSeq and is a predicted model, not a curated record. NCBI's taxonomy places the organism in Eukaryota, Fungi, Ascomycota, Sordariomycetes, Glomerellales, Glomerellaceae.
AUGUCCAUCUCCGCACGCGUCUUCAAGAACGGCUUCAUCCCCGCAGCCCGAACCCUUCCCCGCGCCACCAGCAAGACCGCCUCACCGUUCGGCCUCGGAUACUACCGCACCAUGGCCACCAGCGCAAAGGAGUUCCUGUGCAUCCUGCCAGACAAGCCGGACACGCUCGCUCAGCGGCUGGAAGUUAGACCCACGCACUUGGCCAACGCCCAGGCUCAAGCGGGCAAAGGAAAGGUGGUAGUUGGCGGCGCCAUGUUCGAGGAGCACCCCGUGGAGGGCACGACGCCCAGCUUCAAGGGCAGCGUCAUGAUGUACACGGUCCAGAACGCCGAGGAGGCCUGGGAGCUUAUCCGGAACGACAUCUACGCCCAGAAGGGCGUGUGGGAUCUCGAGAAGGCCCAGGUGAUUCCGUUCAAGUCGGCUUUGAGAGAGUCCUUGUAA